AGGUUGAGCGUUGCCAAAAGGCACGGGUGGGUGGGGGCAUGUUUGCACGACCACCACAAAUAGAUUACGCCACAGCGGGUGCACCACAUUGAUGGCACCACACAUGUUGCACCACAUAUUGUACACCGAGAGAGUGUAACAACCCACUAUUGGCUACACGUUGGCAAUCACCUGUGCCUCUGAUGUUCCGCGAGUUGUUGAGAGAAGUUCCUGUUCUCUAGAUCCGUCUCGGGUCAAGGGUCGCUAGGUGACCACUGGCAUGCUCCAGCACGUAGCCGAUUGAGAGAGUGGCACGAUGGUUCCGCCACCGACGGAGAAGUCGUUGUGGAGGGCGUGGCCGUACAUUGCCGUGUGGAUGGUGCUCAGCACCGCUCUGAUAUUCAUGAACAGCGACAUCCUCAACAACAGGAUGAAGUACCCAGCGCUCCUGACAGCCUGGCACAUGGCGGUAAGUUCUGUUUUGGUGCGGGUCUUGCACUACACGGCCCCAGCGCACCUGGGCCUCUUCAGCGAGGAGCAGCCAGAAGUUUCCUUGAACACGGUGCUGACGAAGUUGAUGCCUAUCGCGGCGCUCUUCUCCGCCGCGCUCGCCAUGGGGAACCGCGCGUACCUCUACUGCUCCAUCGCCUUCAUUCAGAUGGUGAAGGCAUCGCACGGGGUCACGACAUACCUGCUCAACACGUUGGUCGGGGCCGAGCUGUUCAUGUGGAGCAAGCUCCGGCUUGUCUCCUUGGUGUGUUUUGGAGUGAUGUUGGCCGUGACAGGCGAGCUCGAGUUCCACGUGGUCGGGUUCCUCUGCCAGUGCUUCUCGUCGGUCUCGGAGUGCACGCGGGUUGUCCUCAUCGGGUUGCUUCUCAACAAGAGCGGCCUGAAGAUGGACCCCUUGACCGCCCUCUCCUACUACGCCCCGAUGUGCCUGGUAUUUCUGGUGCCGUUUGCGAUGCUGACGGAGAUGCCGUCCGAUUGGAGCUCCUUUGCGGCGGAAUUCCAGGAGGAGGUAGGCUUCGGCUUACUCAUCUUAAACGGUCUGGUCGCCUUCGCUCUCAAUGUGUCGGUGGUGUUACUCAUCAACGCUACUAGCCCAGUGCUUUACAUUCUGUGCGGCGUGAUGAAAGACAUAGUCAUAAUCUUGGGCUCCAUCCUGGCCUUGCACACGCCCGUGGCCCCGCAGCAGAUCCUCGGCUACAUCGCAGCAGUGGUAGGCAUCCAGUUGUUCAACCUCGUGUCCAAGAAUCCCGACGUGUUCGAGGCCCACGGUCUCGUCCGCGGCGUCUGGGAAGUGGUGCAACGAUGGAAAGACCCCAAGCCGGAGCUACCGCUGCUGCCCUUGCAGAAGAGCGACAACGAGUCUUUGACCUCGGUCAGCACCCAGGAGGGUACGUCGGGCACGUCCGAGUCUCUCGAGUAGGGGGUGCGCGGGAGCCCUGGUAUCGCAGCCGCAUCGCCUUCGCAGCGGAAGGGCGCACUCGGGCACUGAGCUAGCCCCGCGCACCCCCGCGUCUGCUGAACGCCCAUGGCUGCUCCUGGCUACAACCAGUGGGUCUUUGCCGGCAACGUCUCUGGGUGCCGCGCCACGCGCCCGAGCGAGCCCAGCAGGCGGAGGAGGCAAACAGCCAGAAGUAGAUAGUUCGUCCAGCUCCUGCUUGAUUUUUGAUGUCGCUGGCAGGGGCGCCGUUUUUUUUCUCCCCGCAGCUCCGGAGAGGCACCCGCCAGGUGCAAUGUCCCUGGCGGCGCUCUGUGGGCCACGGCUGCCUCGGCCAAAUCUGUUGCACGCAUGCGCAAUCUGAUCGGCGGGUCGGCAGGUCAAUGUCCAAAGCGUCAGCCUCAGAAUCGGGCUCGACGCCUGUGCAAAUUAACCAGAUGUAUGGUGACAACGCACAUAAGCCGCUCUAGGCGCCCCUCCACAAGACCCCGCGCUGUGGAGGGCGUCCAGCGGAGAGAAGAGGCGUGGGUUGAAGUGUCCAGGCGAUCCUCAAGGGAAUAAUCUGCAAAGAA
Molecule: messenger RNA, 1995 nt
Organism: Prorocentrum cordatum
Lineage: Eukaryota; Dinophyceae; Prorocentrales; Prorocentraceae
Source: the annotation of a GenBank genome assembly